AUGGAUGCAGCGCAUGCUACCAUCACAACCAACGCGUUCCACGACCCGGCCAGCAAGUCGUUUGGUAACGCAAGUGGACAAAGUGCCCAGGCAGGAAUAGCAGACAGUACUGGCUUGGAUUCGGAGACAGCAAGAGAUGUCGAAGGAGGACUACAAGACGUUGUUGAAGAUGGAGGUGGCUCAGUAAAUACUGAGUCGCCCAAGAUAGGCACAUCAAAAAGUGAGGAUACAUCACACGCCGAGCUACAACGGUGGAACACACUAGCAAAGGAUUUCCGCGAGCUGCAAGUAGAGCCGGCCAAAAUGUCGUCUGGGCCCUCCACCACCACGAACAGCGAAGAUCCGCCAACAGAAGAUAGCAAGCCAGAGAUCUAUCUAGAUCCAACCCCAAAGACUCCUCGUAUGUCUUCGCCUUCGCGUGCUCAUGACAGUCCAGUCGAAGCCCCAGAGGAAAGCGGUCCCACACCAGAAAUCCAGAACAUCAUGGACCAAUUCGGAGAUGCAGAUGGAUUCGAGGCCAAAGAUGGUAAAAUACAUACGGGAAGAGCGAAUGGAAUGACUACAGAUAGCUCAGUACAGCAUCCGCCCCGGGGAUCAAGUCUAGAACCUCUCAUUCCAGGAUUGGAUGAAGCGGAAUCGUUAGCAAGUCCCACAGAUCGCCCGCUCACAAUACCCAAUUCAGAAGAAUCAAAUACUUCAGAAUUGGUAAUGCCAACACGUGUGUCGAGUCUGCCGCAGAAUGCAGGCUUGCAGAUGACUGGAACCAACGCAUCUUCCACCCUUUCGUUGCCCAAGGCGUUGCCGCCAACACCUGAUCCUGAACCAGAUCUCCCCUUUGACUUCCAUCGUUUUUUGGAGCAGCUACGCCAUCGAUCAGCGGAUCCAGUGGCUAGAUAUCUACGAUCUUUUCUCACUGAAUUCGGCAAAAAGCAAUGGAUGGCGCAUGAACAAGUAAAAUUUAUCCAAGACUUUCUAGCAUUCAUUGCCAAUAAGAUGGCACAGUGUGAGGUGUGGAGAGGCGUCUCUGAUGCAGAAUUUGAUAAUGCAAGAGAAGGGAUGGAAAAACUUGUUAUGAACAGAUUGUAUUCCCAGACCUUCUCCCCCGCCAUCGCCCCUACAGCCACUUCCGUAGGCAAAGGCAAAAAGAAGGACCUGGAGAAGCUGCUGGGACAUGGCAGACGAGGUCAACAUCAAGAAGAUAUUGAGCGCGAUGACAUCUUGAGCCAGAAGGUCAGUAUUUACAGCUGGGUCCAGGAAGAACAUCUUGAUAUCAAAUCCGUUGGGCCUAGCGGAAAGCGUCUUCUUGAUCUUGCGCAACAAGGAUUACUUCGCAAUUCCCAAUCUUCCGAUACAUCUGCGGAUGCCUUUGUACCACUACUCAUUUUUGUUGUACUUCAUGCAAACCCGGAGCAUCUUGUCUCAAACGUGCAAUACAUUCUUCGAUUCCGCAACCAAGACAAACUUGGUGGAGAAGCUGGUUACUAUCUUUCCUCACUGGUAAGUGUAGAUGUUGAGUGA
Molecule: messenger RNA, 1518 nt
Organism: Bacidia gigantensis
Lineage: Eukaryota; Fungi; Ascomycota; Lecanoromycetes; Lecanorales; Ramalinaceae
Exons: 2
Coding region: 1-1518 (505 amino acids)
Biological process (GO): vesicle-mediated transport
Cellular component (GO): endocytic vesicle; cytosol
Molecular function (GO): small GTPase binding; guanyl-nucleotide exchange factor activity
Source: RefSeq, a predicted model, not a curated record